GCUGUCAUUUGCUCUCUGGCUGUCGGAGAGGAAGGCACGCUUUCCUGGAGCUCCGGGUGUCGGAGCAGGUGUUCACUGUUUUGACUUGCCCGGUGAUUCUGAGCCUGUUGGGGGAUCUUAACGGUCUCAGGCAGCAACAUGGAGCCUACCCUGGUGGUUCCUACCCCAUCUACCUGUAUCGGCUGUAUGGGGCCCCAGCCAGACUACCCACCAGCUCUAAUCACCUUUAUGUUCUGCGCAAUGGUUGUUAACGUUGUCGUUGACCUGAUCGGCAACUCCAUGGUCAUCCUGGCUGUGACAAAGAACAAGAAGCUCCGAAACACUGGUAACAUCUUCGUGGUCAGCCUCUCUGCAGCCGAUAUGCUGGUGGCCGUCUACCCCUAUCCUCUGAUCCUACAUGCCAUGACCAUUGGGGGUUGGGAUCUGGGCCAUUUCCAGUGCCAGAUAGUCGGGUUCAUCACAGGGCUCACUGUGGUUGGCUCCAUCUUCAAUAUCAUGGCAAUUGCCAUCAACCGUUACUGCUACAUCUGCCACAGCCUCCAGUAUGAGCGGAUCUUCAGCGUGCGUAAUACCUGCAUCUACCUGGUGAUCACCUGGAUCACGACCGUCCUGGCUGUCCUGCCCAACACAUACAUUGGUGUCAUCGAAUACGAUCCUCGCACCUACACCUGCGUCUUCAACUAUCUGGACAACUCUGUCUUUGCUGUGACCAUCGUCUGCAUCCACUUCGUCCUCCCUCUCCUCAUAGUGGGCUUUUGCUACAUGAGGAUCUGGAUGAAAGUGCGGGCGGCCCGUGCCCCUGCUGGACAGAAUCCUGACAACCAACUGGCUGAGUUUCGCAAUUUUCUAACUAUGUUUGUGAUCUUCCUCCUCUUUGCAGUGUGCUGGUGCCCUAUCAACGUGCUCACUGUCUUGGUGGCUGUCGGUCCGAAGGAGAUGGCAAGCAAGAUCCCCAACUGGCUUUAUCUUGCAGCCUACUUCAUAGCCUACCUCAGUAGCUGUCUCAACCCUGUGAUCUAUGGGCUCCUCAAUGAGAAUUUCCGACGCGAAUACUGGACCAUCUUCCAUGCUCUGCGGCACCCUAUCCUGUUUGUCUCUGGCCUCAUCACUGAUAUUCGUGAGGCAAGGGAGGCUCGCGCCCUGGCCCGUGCCCGUGCCCGUGCCCGCGACCUAGCCCGUGAACAAGCUCGAGAACAAGAUCGUGCCAGUGCCUGUCCUGUGGAGGAAAUCCCCCCGAAUGCCCGGAAUAUUCCACUACCUGGCGAUGCUGCAGCUGGCCUCCCUGAACCUGCCCCUGGCCACCCUGAACCUGCUUCUGGCCACCCUGAACCUGCCCCUGGCCACCCUGAACCUGCUUCUGGCCACCCUGAACCUGCCUCUAGCCACCCCAAGCCCCAUUCCAGAUAUGCCUACCGCAAGCCUGCCUCUAGCCACCACAAGCCUGCCUUUAGCCAUUCCAAGCCUGCCUCUGGUCACCCCAAGUCUGGCAUUGUCUACCCUAAGCCUGUGUCUGUCCGCUUCAAGGGUGAAUCUGGACAUUUGAAGCCUGCCUCUGUCCAUUUCAAAGGUGACUCUGUCCAUUACAAAGCUGCGUCCAGCCACCUCAAGCCAAUCAUUGGUCGCCAUGUCUCUGCUACCAGCCACUCCAAGUCUGCCUUCAGUUCUGCCACCAGCCAUCCUAAACCCACCACUGGCUACACCAAGCGUACCACUAGCCACCCUGAGCCCACCACUGCUGACUAUCCUGAGCCUGCUGUCAUUGGUCACCCUGAGGCUGCCACCACCAGCCCCUCUAGGCCUGCUGCUGCUGGCCACCCUGAGCUCUCCACCUCCUACCGUCCUAAGAUCGCUGCCACCAGCUACCCUGAGCCUACCAUCAUCACUGACCUCCCUGAGCCUGAUGCCAUGAUUGACCUUCCUGUCCCUACUACUAUAGUCACCAGUGCUGCCAGUGAUUACCGAGAGGUUGUGGUUAUUGACUUUGAUGGUGAAGAUGAUUCGGAUGAAAUGGCUGUGUGA
This is a messenger RNA of Otolemur garnettii (small-eared galago), 2019 nucleotides long. It is a transcript of the gene GPR50, whose product is annotated as G protein-coupled receptor 50. Lineage: Eukaryota; Metazoa; Chordata; Mammalia; Primates; Galagidae. The coding region runs from base 139 to 2019 and encodes 626 amino acids. The record is from RefSeq and is a predicted model, not a curated record. Gene Ontology annotation, biological process: G protein-coupled receptor signaling pathway. The transcript is spliced from 2 exons. Gene Ontology annotation, molecular function: melatonin receptor activity. Gene Ontology annotation, cellular component: membrane.